UAUCAACAGAGGGCAGAUGAGAGGUUUUACGGUAAGAAGCGUGGAGUAUUCCGUAAGAAAUGGAGGGUUUGGGAGGGGAUAUACCGCCGAUGCACAACAGAAGUUUUUAUCCAUCUGCAUUCGGGGCACACACCAGCAGAACUGCAACAGGAGCGACGGUCUAUUCGGUCGGGGACAGAACAAACUCAUUCACUCAUGACUCUUUCAAGACAUAUGGGUCUUUGCCUACUACAGCCGCCUCAAAUACGUCUGUCGCCUUCGGCUGUCAAUUCGGCAACAGUUGUUAUAGUUGCAAAAUACCGCACAAUUCCUGUUUCCAGCACAGCGUGUUGAAACAAACCGCUAAUGCAUCUCUCGGUGGUCAUUCAGACAAAUCGGUGGACAUGACAGGCUUCACCACUAACGUGCACUGCAGUGAACUUCCAGGGAGGGCGAAAGAUUUUGGGGUUUAUCAGGGCUUUCAAACUCACUAUCCACGGAUUCCAGGAUACAUUGAUGUACCUGUUGUGCCUCGAAGUAGCGCUGGUGAUCCGCGACAUGGGACUGCCCUUCCAAUGGAAAACUAUCAGCCUUGGAACUGGUCAAGUAGUUGGGGUAGCCAACUUUACUGUGCAAAAGAGCAGAACCAAAGCACGCACAUUUGGAAAUCUUCUCUUGCAGAGGAUACAGCACUAAACCGGCCAGACGUCAGCACCUUUUACCGGCGUGGGAGGAAGAAAAGGGUGCCAUACUCCAAGCUCCAGCUCAGAGAACUGGAACGAGAGUACACAAUCAACAAAUUUAUCACUAAAGAGAAAAGACGACGAAUAGCCUCCUGUACCAGUUUAACUGAAAGACAAGUGACCAUAUGGUUUCAGAAUCGACGCGUCAAAGACAAGAAAAUCGUGUCAAAAACGGCAAAAGACUUUGCGCCUUUUUCAUGAAAUCCUCAAGUCCUCCAUGGUAAAUGCAGGUUGAUCUCAGGGAGUG
Alosa sapidissima (American shad) is the source of this 969-nucleotide messenger RNA. RefSeq names its product homeobox D13a (gene hoxd13a). The coding region runs from base 60 to 923 and encodes 287 amino acids. The record is from RefSeq and is a predicted model, not a curated record. Gene Ontology annotation, molecular function: RNA polymerase II cis-regulatory region sequence-specific DNA binding; DNA-binding transcription factor activity, RNA polymerase II-specific. NCBI's taxonomy places the organism in Eukaryota, Metazoa, Chordata, Actinopteri, Clupeiformes, Clupeidae. Gene Ontology annotation, biological process: regulation of transcription by RNA polymerase II. The transcript has 2 exons.